UGCGAUGGCCGGCUACUGGGAGAUCCCGGAGGGGACCAACUGCCCCCGCAAGGCCUGGAUCACCGGCCGCCUCGGGGCCGCGCUGGGCUUGAUUGGUUCGGCAUAUCAUAUUGUAUUGUACCCGCCUAACUCGGCCGUUAAGGCUGCGCAAACGGCAGCCAUGAGCACUGUCACAAUGGCUACUUUGGGAGCAGUAUUUGGAUUGACCACUUGCCUCAGUGCCCAAGUCCGGGAGGACCCGGAGGAUGCCCUGAAUUAUUUCAUAGGCGGUUGUGCAUCAGGCCUUGUCUUGGGUGCAAGAAAUCACAGCCAUAUCGUUGGUUCCUCAGCAUGUGUGGCGCUAGGACUUGUGGCUGCUUUUACAAAGAUAGGCAAGCGAGAAGGCUGGAAGAUAGCAUGACCUCCCAGACUCUAAAUGUAGGCUGGCUCCUGUCUCAGAAAUGUUUUUCAAAUGUCCUGCGUAAUAAAUAACA
Messenger RNA from Mauremys reevesii (Reeves's turtle), 473 nucleotides. Its product is annotated as NADH dehydrogenase [ubiquinone] 1 alpha subcomplex subunit 11-like. The transcript has a single exon. The record is from RefSeq and is a predicted model, not a curated record. NCBI's taxonomy places the organism in Eukaryota, Metazoa, Chordata, Testudines, Geoemydidae. Bases 5 to 400 code for a protein of 131 amino acids. Gene Ontology annotation, biological process: mitochondrial respiratory chain complex I assembly.